GAGUCCAUGGUCGUAGGCUUGUCCACGGGCUGGAUUCCGGCCACGGUCGCGGAGGACUGGACGCCAGGCCAGGGGGGCGACGACCGGGUGCUAGUGAAGCUGUACGGCAACUUCGCCGACCCUUACCGCAAGGAAGAACAGCAGCCGGUGGUCGGAAUGUACUGGAAG
Molecule: messenger RNA, 168 nt
Organism: Prorocentrum cordatum
Lineage: Eukaryota; Dinophyceae; Prorocentrales; Prorocentraceae
Source: the annotation of a GenBank genome assembly